AUCCCCCGCCAGCCGCUCACCGCCUCUGGGAGCCGCUGGGCUUGUGCACCGCAGCCCUUCCGGGACAGCAGCUGCGACUCUCCCCCAGUCCAGAUUUCGGGACCGCUCUCUAGAAACUCGCUCUAAAGACGGAACCGCCACAGCACUCAAAGCCCACUGCGGGAGAGCGCAGCCCGACAAACCUGGGCGCUGAGCCUGGAUCCUCAGCAGAGCUGGGCAGGGCAGCCGCUGCUUCGCCUAUCCCGACGUCCCCCCCUCCUACACUCUCAGCCUCCGCUGGAGAGACCCCCAGCCCCACCAUUCAGCGCGCAAGAUACCCUCCAGAUAUGCCCUGCGUGCAAGCCCAAUAUAGCCCUUCGCCUCCAGGGUCCACUUACGCCACGCAGACGUAUGGCUCGGAAUACACCACAGAAAUCAUGAACCCCGACUACGCCAAGUUGACCAUGGACCUCGGUAGCACAGGGAUCAUGGCCACCGCCACGACGUCCCUGCCCAGCUUCAGUACCUUCAUGGAGGGCUACCCCAGCAGCUGCGAACUCAAGCCCUCCUGCCUGUACCAAAUGCCACCUUCCGGGCCGCGGCCUUUGAUCAAGAUGGAAGAGGGCCGUGAGCAUGGUUACCACCACCACCACCAUCACCACCACCAUCACCACCACCAUCACCAGCAGCAGCAACAACAGCCGUCCAUUCCUCCUCCCUCUGGCCCCGAGGACGACGUAGUGCCCAGUACUUCCAUGUACUUCAAGCAGUCUCCGCCGUCCACGCCGACCACUCCAGGCUUCCCCCCGCAGGCGGGGGCGCUGUGGGACGAGGAGCUGCCCUCGGCGCCUGGCUGCAUCGCACCCGGCCAGCUGCUGGACCCGCAGAUGAAGGCGGUGCCCCCAAUGGCUGCCGCGCGCUUCCCUCCGAUCUUCCACUUCAAGCCCUCCCAAGCUUCUGCGCUCGAGGGCCACCCGUAUGGGCUCCCGCUGGCCAAGAGGACGGCCACGCUGACCUUCCCACCGCUGGGUCUCACAGCAUCCCCUACCGCGUCCAGCCUGCUGGGAGAGAGCCCCAGCCUACCAUCGCCACCCAACAGGAGCUCAUCCUCCGGCGAGGGCACGUGUGCGGUGUGCGGGGACAAUGCCGCCUGCCAGCACUAUGGGGUACGCACCUGCGAAGGCUGCAAGGGCUUCUUCAAGAGAACGGUGCAGAAAAAUGCAAAAUAUGUUUGCCUGGCAAAUAAAAACUGCCCAGUAGACAAGAGACGUCGAAAUCGAUGUCAGUACUGCCGAUUUCAAAAGUGUCUCAGUGUGGGGAUGGUUAAAGAAGUUGUGCGUACAGAUAGUCUGAAAGGGAGGAGAGGCCGGCUGCCUUCCAAACCAAAGAGCCCACUACAGCAGGAGCCCUCGCAGCCUUCCCCACCAUCUCCUCCAAUCUGUAUGAUGAAUGCCCUUGUCCGAGCUUUAACAGAUGCAACACCCAGAGAUCUUGAUUAUUCCAGAUACUGUCCCACCGACCAGGCCACUGCAGGCACAGAUGCUGAGCACGUGCAGCAGUUCUACAACCUCCUGACAGCCUCUAUUGACGUGUCCAGAAGCUGGGCAGAAAAGAUCCCGGGAUUCACUGAUCUCCCCAAAGAAGAUCAGACGUUACUUAUAGAGUCAGCCUUUUUGGAGCUGUUUGUUCUUAGACUUUCCAUCAGGUCAAACACUGCUGAAGAUAAGUUUGUGUUCUGCAAUGGACUUGUCCUGCAUCGACUUCAGUGCCUUCGUGGAUUUGGGGAGUGGCUCGACUCCAUUAAAGACUUUUCUUUAAAUUUGCAGAGCCUGAACCUUGAUAUCCAAGCCUUAGCCUGCCUGUCAGCACUGAGCAUGAUCACAGAGCGACAUGGGUUAAAAGAACCAAAGAGAGUGGAGGAGCUAUGCAACAAGAUCACAAGCAGCUUAAAGGACCACCAGAGGAAGGGGCAGGCCCUAGAGCCCACCGAGCCCAAGGUCCUUCGUGCACUGGUGGAACUGAGGAAGAUCUGCACCCAGGGCCUCCAGCGCAUCUUCUACCUGAAGCUGGAGGACUUGGUGGCCCCACCUUCUAUUAUCGACAAGCUCUUCCUUGAUACCCUGCCUUUCUGAGCAGGGAACCCCUUGCUCUGAUGGCAUCUGAUCAUUAAGCUAGCAAAGGGAUGGGUCUGAGCACCUGCCACUCUGUCCUUCCUUCAGGGGAAAAACAGCUCCCAUAGAAAGCAAAGACUUUUUUUUUUU
Messenger RNA from Cricetulus griseus (Chinese hamster), 2240 nucleotides. The record is from RefSeq and is a predicted model, not a curated record. NCBI's taxonomy places the organism in Eukaryota, Metazoa, Chordata, Mammalia, Rodentia, Cricetidae.